AUCCACAUGCGUCUCUUAACGUGCAUUUGAUUGUGUACAUGAUGCUCAAUGCGCUGCAGGCUGAGAGUAUCAAACGAGCACGAUAUCGUGACUAAAACCAAUAAAUGAAAUCCUCUACAUGAGCUGGAGGACGAGAACAGAAUAGUUUGACAUUUGUCAAUCUAUAAUUAAUUCCUCUACGGUGUUUCAAUGAGACAACGACACAGAAACGGUGUUUGGACUGUUCAAUACUUUACUAAAGGAACCCCCAGAGAUGGAAACAAAGAAAAAACUGCUGAGUAAGCUAUAAAAUCCUGUCCUGUGCUGUUAAAUCUACAGCUUGAUCAGCAUCAAACACUGGUACUCUGCACUCAGCGUGCAACUACUGAUCUGCCAGCUGUGAUUUACAGAGAAAGAGGACCAUGACCUGAGAAGUGAGGCUCCUAUCACCUUGUCUACAGAAGUCAAACUAAAAUCCAGAUUCAAUAGGAGUGCAAAUCAGCUGUCUGAUUUAGACCUGCACUUUCAGCAGCUGAGAGAAUAACCACAAACCCAUGCUCCUAUGUGACCCUUCAUCCUUCACUCCAAUCAAAGGCUCCAACAUGCAUCGAACAAAUAGCGACCGGAGCAGAGCAAGAUGUCUCAAGAAGAAGAGGAGAUUCAUGUCUUCCAUCAAGGGAGUUUCUCACCUCUCCAGGCGAACUAAGAGACGCUUGUAUUGUAAAUUACAGCUUUGGAUGUGGAGGAGGCGGAAAGAUAAAUGCAAUUUUGGGAUCUAUAGAACAAGGAAACACGCUUGUGCGAGCAGCCCCAGCUCUGGCUCCGGCCUCAGUGUAACCACACAAUCACAAAAAAACAAAAUCAAAGCUCCAGCAUUUCACACGCCACAUUUGAACAAUUCAGAUGUUGGAACCUCAACUCUUGUGAGCAGUAAUGGAGAGUCAGAAGAGUCACUCAGGCGGCAGAAUUCCCUGCUCAGCCAGAGCGAAUCUAUUAGUCCAACAGAGAAAUCAACUUUCUCAUGCUCCUCGCAGAACCUCCUCAAGGACACAAAUGUUGCUUUAGGUAAUGUCGUUGAAAAUGUGCCUCCUCAAAAAGAAGACACUUUGGUGCAGCUGAUUGAAAUGGGCGACCCUGUAGAAGAGUGUCACACUGUCAAACCUCUUCUGACUUCAGACAGAAGUACAUGUACAAAUGUAAAAGAAUCAAGGACUGUGCUAUCAGCUCAGAGACCUGAGAUUGACAGCCCAUCAGGACAGUUGACUCCUCUCACUCCAUGUCAGGAUCAGACUACAAACAACAAAGCAGACGAGAAUACCACCUCAAGAAAAACAUUGUCCUCUCAAGAUGAUGUCUGCCUUAAAGUUCUGACUGAAGACAUCCACGGAUUUCUGGACGACUUCUACAGCACGUAUGGAAGUUUCAUACCACUGCAGAAGACCGACGUGUUGAGACAUGUGAAGAGGAGAUGUAACGUUGAUUUCAAUGGCAGAAAAGAUUUCAUAUCCUCGGAGGUGGCGAGAUAUAGAUAUGCUUUGGUUCAGGAACCUGCUCCCUUCUUCCGGGUGGUCUACAAGAAACACUCUCUGACCCUGGAUGACUUGUCUACACUAGCAGAUCAGAACUGGCUCAACGACCAGGUAAUGAACAUGUAUGGAGAACUGAUUAUGGAAUCUGGCCAUCACAAGGUCCAUUUCCUCAAUAGCUUCUUUCACAGGCAGCUCAUGAUGAAGGGAUAUGAUGGUGUAAAGAGAUGGACAAAGCAGGUGGACUUGUUUUCCAAGAGUUUGCUUUUGGUGCCUGUCCACCUGGAAGUACACUGGUGUCUGGUGACAGCUGACAUGGUCAGAAAGAAGAUCUGUAUCUAUGACUCGAAAGGGAACGCACUUCAGAAGAUCGCAAGGAACAUCCUGAAAUACUUGAUGACCGAAGCAAAGGAGAAGAAACAAACCGAUUAUGAAAAUGGCUGGGCGGUAUCUUUUGAUGAGAAAGUUCCGCAACAGACCAACGAGAAUGACUGUGGAGUUUUUGUCUUAGAGUAUUCUCGAUGUCUUGCCCUGGCCAAACCUCUGCAGUUUUCACAGAAGGACAUACCAAAGAUUCGCAAAAGGAUCUACAAAGAGCUCUGUGAAUGUAAACUGCAUGAACAAGGCUGACGAGUAACUUAAAGAUGUGUGUUUGUAUGGACUAGUGAUGAUAUGUGCUGCUCUAAUCCAGAAAGGAAACCUGUACCUGGCACAAGCAUCUUUAAGGUGAUGCGUAAUGCACUUUGGGUGCAUAUGAAGGACCUCAUUAGGAGCAUGUCAGUCUUCUAUCAGGUGCUCUAUUUAUUCUAAAUCAUAAUCUUUGUAUGAUAACUGUAUUCAUACGAACAAUAUUAAAACAGCUAUGUUGACCGGAGUUCACAUCUACGGUGCACCAACAGUCUCAGUGAAUGGACCUCCUGGCUGUCUUAUAAACUGAUAUAAACUCAUCUGUGUUGAAGGGUUUCUAUUUUCUGUUCACCUUGUUCGCACAUGUAAAGAUAACUUGUGUAUCAUUUAUAAAAAGUCUAUUGGAUGAUUGACAGUGUGAUCUUUGUAGAAAGGCGAGUUCUUUGAAAUGGACUUUUUUUUUUUUUAGUUAUCAAGUUUGCUGUGCAGUAGAAAUCUGUAUGUACAGUUUGAGAUAAAGUUUUGAGAUAAAAGCACA
This is a messenger RNA of Notolabrus celidotus (New Zealand spotty), 2670 nucleotides long. Its product is annotated as sentrin-specific protease 5-like. Gene Ontology annotation, cellular component: nucleus. Gene Ontology annotation, biological process: protein desumoylation. Lineage: Eukaryota; Metazoa; Chordata; Actinopteri; Labriformes; Labridae. Gene Ontology annotation, molecular function: deSUMOylase activity. The record is from RefSeq and is a predicted model, not a curated record. The transcript has 10 exons. Bases 534 to 2135 code for a protein of 533 amino acids.